AUGGCCGGCAUGCUCCCCGUUAUUCUCUGUGGCAAAACCACCAAAAUUGCAGUUGGUGUCAUUUCGGCACUCAAACCAGAAAUGGAUGUCGUCCACCUUUGCCUUACCCCCGAAGCAGGCAAGAUCGAGAUUCCGGCUAUCCUCAAGCAAGAGCCGGUUACUACCGAUGUUGAACUUGGAUCUAAAAACUACGAAACCAUCCCCAAAGCUAUAAUAGUGGGAGGUGGCUACAAUGAUGAAGAUCUAGAUGUUUUACGAAGGUCAUGCCAAACUGCGAAGACACCGUUGGUCCCUUGGUUGAGGCCCGACCUCAACAAGCCUACGCCCCCACUUGGUCCUGAGGUGCUCUUCAAGUAUGGAAAAGCCUUGGUUGAGCGUAUUAAGCUCCUUAUCAAGCAGAUGGAAAAGGAAAACAAGUUAAAUGGCAGCACCGAUGAGGUAUUCUGGUUCUAA
This is a messenger RNA of Venustampulla echinocandica, 453 nucleotides long. RefSeq lists its product as uncharacterized. Lineage: Eukaryota; Fungi; Ascomycota; Leotiomycetes; Helotiales; Pleuroascaceae. The record is from RefSeq and is a predicted model, not a curated record. The coding region runs from base 1 to 453 and encodes 150 amino acids. The transcript is spliced from 4 exons.